AUGUCUGCCCAGUCUCAGGAAUUGCUGAAGGCUGCAUGGGCCCAGGCAACUGCUGAGAAGAAGGAGGAGAAACUGAAAGAGUAUGGCCUUCGUGAUGUCAGACGGAACUUGAAGCACCUAACUGAGGUCAUGAACAUUACUUUUGCUGAUGGCAGUGUAUACAAGGACAUCUCUAAGAUGGUAAUCUAUGCUGCACACACAAUUUUGACAGAGGACAACUGUCCACUUGGCUACCUCCUACUUCAUUGUAUUCGCCUCUUUCUCAAAGUUGACACAUAUGCAGCGCCUGAAGUUCACACAACUGAGACUAUCAGUGCAGGCUUUCUUGACCUAUCUACAGGUAUGCCUUGA
Messenger RNA from Suillus plorans, 351 nucleotides. RefSeq lists its product as uncharacterized. The transcript is spliced from 3 exons. NCBI's taxonomy places the organism in Eukaryota, Fungi, Basidiomycota, Agaricomycetes, Boletales, Suillaceae. The coding region runs from base 1 to 351 and encodes 116 amino acids. The record is from RefSeq and is a predicted model, not a curated record.